AUUUCGCUCAACUUAGGUUAUAUUUCAAAACACAACCAAUUUGUUCAAAUUCAUUACCUUGCCACCACACUACGAACCAAACCGGGAUGUCAUCACUGGACUACUCCGAAGCGCUUUGCACCCAUGACAGGAACGUCCACCGCUGCAAAGCCUGUCCAUACUUUACAACUUCGUUCUUCCUCAUGCUCAACCACCUCAAACUCCACAAGUCUCUGACAACCCCCUUCAACUGCGAAAGCAGCCAAAUCGAAAGCUACACUUGCAACGACUGCAACUCCCAAACAGAACUCACAGUCCUUUUGAAACUGCACGUCGCUAGAUACCACAACGUUAAAACCGAAGACCGAAAUUCACCAAACUUGAACUUCACCAUCCACAAAUACGUGUGCGAAAGGUGCAACUUUGAGACAAAUUUCGCCCUCAAGUGGUUCCAGCACAUUUUAACUUGUUCAGCGGACAAACAAACAGUUCAAAAUGAGAGUGUCACAGAGGUUGUUUUUUGCCACUAUUGUGAUAAGUGCGACUUCAGGUCCAAGUACAAGCACUGUCUCCGACGCCACAAAUACUUGAAGCAUUUAAACGACGACGAAAUCGCUUGGUUUCACUGCCUGAAGUGUCCGUACAAGUGUAAACGAAUUUGUAACUUACGAGCGCACGUCGAUCGUAAGCACGAAGGUAAAAAGUGCGCGAAAACGCAAUCAAGCGUCUUGAAAAAUAUCAAAUGGUAUGAUUGUGAAAAGUGUCCGUAUAAAGCUAAACACAAAUCGACUUUAAAAAGUCACAUAAACGCACGACAUUUGGACGAGGAAGACGUUAAAUGGCACGAGUGUGACCGGUGUCCUUUUAAAAGUAAACACAAAUCGUCGUUGAUCACCCACGUGAAUCACAACCAUUUGGAUAAAGAGGACAUCAAGUGGUAUGAAUGCAAAAAGUGUCCCUAUAAAGCUAAGUUAAAAACGACGCUUAAAUACCACGUGAGUGCGCAACACCUAGACGAACAAGACAUCGAGUGGUACAAAUGUGAAAAGUGUCCGUUUAAAACCAAGAAGAAGAGUUAUUUGAAGAGACACGUGAACGUGCGGCACUUGGACGAAAAGAACGCUAAGUGGUACGAAUGCGUCAGUUGUCCGUACAAAACUAAGGACAGUUUGAAUUUGAGGAGACACAUAAACGCGCAUCAUUUGGAACAACAGAACGUUAAGUGGUACAAGUGCAAAAAUUGUUCGUUCAAGAGUAAACAGAAUUCGAAUUUAAAACAACACGUGAAGUUUCACCAUUUGGAUGAGAAGGAGAUUGAGUGGUACGAGUGUGACAAGUGCACUUUUAAAACUAAGAAGAAAAGUUAUUUGAAAAGUCAUAUAAAUGUGCGGCAUUUGGGCGAAGCUGAUGUUAAAUGGUACGAAUGCAAAAGGUGUUCGUUCAAAAGUAAAUACAACUCGUCGUUACAUAAUCACAUAAGUAAGCAUUGUUCGAAGUAGGAGGAGUUUGUGGGUUGUUCUUUAAUAAAUGAAUAAAAUUAUUAAAUUGAUUUG
Messenger RNA from Zophobas morio, 1532 nucleotides. Its product is annotated as zinc finger protein 64-like. Gene Ontology annotation, biological process: regulation of transcription by RNA polymerase II. Gene Ontology annotation, molecular function: DNA-binding transcription factor activity, RNA polymerase II-specific; RNA polymerase II transcription regulatory region sequence-specific DNA binding. NCBI's taxonomy places the organism in Eukaryota, Metazoa, Arthropoda, Insecta, Coleoptera, Tenebrionidae. Bases 87 to 1478 code for a protein of 463 amino acids. The transcript has 2 exons. The record is from RefSeq and is a predicted model, not a curated record.